AGGCCGUCUUCCAGUACGCGGCUCGUGCGCACGAGGUAAACACGGCGAUCACAAUCGGAUCGACAAUCGGAAUGGAGUGACGCGUGAAAAGUGAGGUCAGUCGAUUGCCUCCAGUCCGAUUGUCAGGGCCAGCAUCAUGUACGGUUUUGUGAAUUACGCCCUCGAGCUCCUGGUCGUGAAGACCUUCGGCAGUGAGACGUGGGAGACGAUAAAAAAAGAUGCAGCGGUUAAUAUGGAAGGACAGUUUCUGGUGCGGCAAAUCUACGAAGACGAGAUUACCUAUAAUCUGAUAUCUGCAGCUGUCAAUAAACUUAAUAUUCCUGCCAAUGAAAUACUUGAAUUGUUUGGUCGAAUGUUCUUCGAGUUUUGCCAAGAUUCUGGCUAUGACAAGAUCCUUCAAGUUCUUGGAGCAACACCUAGAGAUUUUUUGCAGAAUUUGGACGCGCUUCACGAUCAUUUGGGUACGUUAUAUCCGGGCAUGAGGGCACCAUCAUUUAGAUGUACAGAAAGACCCGAGGAUGGCGCGCUUAUUUUGCAUUAUUAUUCAGAUCGACCUGGUUUGGAACACAUCGUUAUUGGAAUUGUUAAGACCGUUGCGAAAAAACUACACGACACGGAUGUUGACAUGCAGAUAGUGAAAACUAAAAGCGAAUGCGAUCAUGUACAAUUCCUCAUAACUGACACAUCAGGGCCAGGAGUCGUAUCAAAUCCUAUGAUCGCUGAAUUGGAAACAUUGUCUGUCGAACCGAAGGUCAGCCCAACAACGUUCUGUCGAGUGUUUCCUUUUCAUCUAAUGUUUAAUCGGGACCUUACCAUAGUUCAAACCGGAUGUACCAUAACGCGUGUUAUACCUCGCGUUUCUAGCGGUCAUUGCAAACUAAGCGACAUUCUCUUAACUGUCAGACCGCAUUUGGAAUUAACAUUCGAAAAUAUAUUGUCGCAUAUUAAUACAGUGUAUGUGCUAAGAACAAAAAAAGGAGUUAUGCUUGUUGAUGCUGCCGAGGAAUAUUCGUCUUUACGUUUAAAGGGUCAAAUGUUGUAUAUACCUGAGACCGAUAUGGUUAUUUUUCUGUGUUAUCCAAGUGUUAUGAACCUGGAUGACUUAACUAGGCGGGGUCUGUACUUGAGUGACGUCCCUCUGCACGAUGCCACUCGAGAUCUGGUUCUGAUGUCUGAACAGUUUGAGGCGGAUUACAAAUUAACGCGCAACUUAGAAUUACUCACCGAUAAACUGCAGCAGACGUAUCGCGAACUUGACGGCGAGAAGCAGAAGACCGACAGGUUGCUUUACUCAGUGCUUCCUAUUUCGGUGGCGAAUGAGCUUAGGCAUUCACGACCGGUACCAGCGAAAAAGUAUGAUUGCGUUACUCUUCUGUUCUCCGGUAUAGUCGGCUUCGGAGCUUAUUGCGCUGCUCAUACAGACUCUAAUGGCGCUAUGAAGAUCGUUAAUAUGCUCAACGAACUGUACACGGCUUUUGACGUGUUAACUGACCCAAAAAAAAAUCCUAACGUCUAUAAGGUAGAGACUAUCGGUGAUAAAUAUAUGGCAGUGAGUGGAUUGCCGGAACCCUGUCGUUGUCAUGCACGAUGCAUCGCACGCCUAGCAUUGGAUAUGAUGGAUCUCGCGGCGGAUGAAGUGCAGAUCGAUGGAGAGCCCGUGGUAUGUACAAGCUGUCUGCACUCCGCUAGGUAUACUUUGAUACAUGACUAUGUAUCGAAACGCUUUGAUCUGAAAAGAGUUGACAGUAUAAGUCAAUUUAAGAUUGGACGUUAAACGUUACACGUUGUA
This is a messenger RNA of Acromyrmex echinatior (Panamanian leafcutter ant), 1789 nucleotides long. It is a transcript of the gene Gycbeta100B, whose product is annotated as guanylate cyclase soluble subunit beta-1-like. NCBI's taxonomy places the organism in Eukaryota, Metazoa, Arthropoda, Insecta, Hymenoptera, Formicidae. The record is from RefSeq and is a predicted model, not a curated record. Gene Ontology annotation, biological process: response to oxygen levels; cGMP biosynthetic process. Gene Ontology annotation, cellular component: guanylate cyclase complex, soluble. Gene Ontology annotation, molecular function: heme binding; guanylate cyclase activity.